UUACAAGGCAUACAUAUAACAACGAUUAUAAAUCAGGGACGGGAAAGGACAGUUUGCGAGAUAUCACCAACUACAGCGCGGCAGAGGAAGCAAGCGCAUUGAAGUGGCCAAGAAAGUGACAUCGGCAUGUCCCGAACUGAUUGAAACAUCGGAUAUCAACUACGAGUUCUGAGCAACUUCAAGAAAAUCAACAACAAAAUUCGCGACCAACACCAAGACUCGGUUUAAGACCAUGCCUCAAGUUGGCCCCGAAUUACCUCCCCACCUUGCCAAGCGCAAGCGUUCGAUCGACGAUGCUGAACACCCCAACUCUCCACCUCAUAAAGUCCAAGCCGCCGCUGCACCACCACGCGUUCUGGGGCCAGCACCCCCGCCUUCCAAGAACCCAGACGAACUUGACGUCGAUGACAGCUCAGAUGAUGGAUACGGACCUUCUCUCCAACCUAGCAAACCCUCCAGCCCUCCAAAACGAGUCUUAGGGCCCGCCCCACCACCACCACCCAAGAACCCAGAUGAGCUGGAUGUAGACGACAGCUCCGAAGACGAAUAUGGACCAAGUCUCCAACCCUCCAGACCAAAGAGCCCCCCUCCACCUCGACGAGUUCUAGGUCCCGCUCCACCACCCGGCCCCCUCUCCUCCAUGCCAUCCGACCCCGCCAACCCCGACGCCGACGCCGACCCAGAUUCCUCCUCCUCCUCCUCCGAUGAUGAUGACUUUGGGCCCUCCCUACCCCCCGCGCCUGGCUCCGCCGCCGAAGCGCAACUCCUUGCCCAGCGUUCACAAGAAGAAACAGAGCGCGCGUCCGCAGCCCAAGAGCCCAGCAAACCGCAACGCGAUGACUGGAUGCUCGUGCCGCCCUCGGACUCGGACUGGACAUCGCGCGUCGACCCAACCAAGCUGAAGAACCGCAAGUUCGCAUCGGGCAAGGGCGCGAAGGCGCCCGCCGAGAGAGGAGUCGGCGGCAUCAGCGCCAUCUGGACCGAGACGCCCGAGCAGAAGCGCCAACGGCUCGCGGACGAGGUCCUAGGCCGCAAGGACGCAGCGGCCUCGUCCCGCGAAGCCGCGGGGCCAGCUGCUGCGCGCCGCCCGGAGGAGAGCCAAGAGGAUAUCGAGACAGCGCGGCGCAUCCGCGAGUACAACGAGAAGAACCGGGGCCGCAGCCUGUACGAGGAGCACCAGCAGCAGCAGCAGCAGACGCCGCGCGAGAAGGAGGACGAUCCGAGCAAGCGCGCCUUCGACCGCGAGAAAGAUAUGGCGCUGGGUGGACGGCUGGGCCAUGGCCAGAGGAAGGAAUUGUUGGCCAAGGCGGCGGAUUUCGGAUCCCGCUUUCAGAAGGGCAGGUAUCUGUGAGCUGGGAAUGGGGGAAGGAAGGUGGGAUUCUUCACUACUACUACUACUAAUAAAACUAUUACCAUCUGAGAUCUAUCUAUCUAUCAUAAGGUAUGACAGGGCUAAGUCUGUCUCAUGACGGGGGCAUGUUUAAAAAAAGCCCAUAAGGUCUAUCUAUCUAGCCAGACCAUCCAUCACCUCUGAAAGACUCGAAUAGAAACGUUUGUCUGCAAACAUAACUAUAGUUUCAAUAUAGCAAAAUAGCAAUAUAGAUCGCAGGUCACUACC
This is a messenger RNA of Amorphotheca resinae ATCC 22711, 1618 nucleotides long. RefSeq lists its product as hypothetical. The transcript has a single exon. Lineage: Eukaryota; Fungi; Ascomycota; Leotiomycetes; Helotiales; Amorphothecaceae. The coding region runs from base 233 to 1351 and encodes 372 amino acids. The record is from RefSeq and is a predicted model, not a curated record.